AAAAAUGAAUGAUUCCACUAUCUGUUUAAAUCACCUUUUUCAUGAGUGUAAUUUUGAAAACUAUCCAUAGAAUGACAAAAGCGAGACGAGAGCUGCCACUUCAGCACUUCUUCCGAAAACUCGUUCUAUCAGAAGACUAUAAAGUCAUUCGGUGCGGCUAGAAGCAAAAAUAGAAACAUAAACGCAAAAUUUUGAACGAUUCAAAUAGUUUGGAAGUGUAAACGACCUCCCCAUGACACUGGUUAUGCUAAUGAGACUGCGUACUACUUAUCUCGAGGAACGCUACUCCCAGCAAAGAGACCCUUUUGUGCCAGUUGGUAAACAAAUACUUCCCGAAAAUGUGGCUCAGUUGCGAAAAUCCUCCGGUCAAGGCCAGUCCGUAAGGCAAAGGAAAUGGCAUCACCGACUGCAGUGGUACUAAUUUUCGCAGUGCUUUUAUGUGGGGUCAUCGAAUGCAUAACUUAUCGUGAUCAGUGCAUAGAUUUAGACGGAUUAGCUGGACGGUGUGUAAAGUUGUCCAAAUGCCAUUCAAUGGGCGAUAUUUGGCGCACUCCCGUCAAAUCCAUAAGGCAAAGUGAACGAUUGGCGGAUAGUUUGUGUGGAAGGUAUUCAAAAAAUCCGUUGGUUUGCUGUACUGAAGGUCGAACGAGCCAAAUUGAUGUAAAUGCCAUCAAUUAUGGGAAACCGUCGUAUUUUACAACUACGAUGAAAACCCCUGCAAUAGGUUCUUCUCGUAGAACUUCAAGCUCUUGGAGAAGAUUGCCAACAACAGCUUCUACUACUGCAAAAGCAAAAGCAACAACUACGAAAACCUUUAGGACAACUUCUAAGACUACCAGAUUUACAACACCAAAGGUUGAACCUCAAGCAGAUGAAACGGGUUUCCAGCAAACCACUUUGACCGAGUUUCCUUGGUCUGCUCUGAUCCAGUAUCGCAAAUUAUACGGCGUCUAUGGAUUCCACUGCGGCGGAACAUUGAUCCACGAGCGUUACGUGGUGACGGCGGCCCACUGCGUGAAAGCCAUUCCUCGUACCUGGGAGAUAUCCCUCGUUCGGUUGGGCGAAUUCGAUAUUAAAAGCCCAGACGUGGACUGCGACAAGGUCCAAUGCGGAACUCCACCCUUGGACAUAUUUGUGGAGCAGAUAAUUGUUCACGAAGGCUACGUUACUCGUCUAUUGAGCCAGUACCACGAUAUUGCUCUGAUCAGAUUGAUGAAUGCCGUUCAGCCAACUGCCUUCGUUCGACCAAUUCAGUUGCCCUUACCAGAAAUGGGUCGUUCGUUAUUUAAUACUUUAAAAACGGGUAUUUCAGCGGGUUGGGGUCGCUCGAAAACUGGAUCGGCCAGUACUGUGAAAUUGAAGGUGCAGCUGGAACUUGAAGAUCUGAAUGGGUGCUCCGAAUCGUACAAAGUGUCGGGUGUGAAACUGACAGAUGGACAACUUUGUGCAAGCGAGUGGCGUGGAACAGGAACUUGUAGCUGUGAUUCCGGAGGAGCUUUGAUGGUACGGAUGAAUGAUCGCUAUUACCUGAUAGGUAUUGUAAGCUUUGGCCCAACCAAGUGUGGUUUGAAGAACGUUCCUGGGGUGUACACCAGUGUGAUUAAAUACACCAGCUGGAUUCGGAGGAAUAUAUACUAAAAAUCUCUUAGAUUAGAAAAUGGCUUAGCCUAACAAUGUCGUCAGUAGAAAUUAUUGUAAAAUUAGGAUGCCCUGCAUAUAUAAGCUUCAUGUAUUUUAUAGAACUAAUUUUACAAAAACGUACAAUUAACUUUUAUGUUGUAUUCAUUUUUUAAUGAAUACUUGAAGUAUGAGAAU
Armigeres subalbatus is the source of this 1815-nucleotide messenger RNA. Its product is annotated as CLIP domain-containing serine protease B4-like. The record is from RefSeq and is a predicted model, not a curated record. Gene Ontology annotation, biological process: proteolysis. Gene Ontology annotation, molecular function: serine-type endopeptidase activity. The transcript has 5 exons. NCBI's taxonomy places the organism in Eukaryota, Metazoa, Arthropoda, Insecta, Diptera, Culicidae. The coding region runs from base 394 to 1638 and encodes 414 amino acids.